UUUCUCGACCCGUCCGAGCCCAAGCACGACGCCAUCAAGUGCUGGUUCUUGUCCCUUCUCGCGGCUCGGUGCGACAUGUUCAUCCCGACCCUCAGGAGCUGCUUGUCGGAUCUCUUUGUCAACCUAGAGGACGAGCUAUCGAGCAAAGGGAAAGCGUCCUUUAACUCCCUCAACGACAAAAUGUCCUUCAACUUUGUGUUUAGGCUACUAUGUGACCAAAAGCCCUCAAGCACAAUCCUAGGGAACAAAGGGCCAACCAUGUUCGACCUCUGGCUAUUUCUCCAACUUGCCCCAUUACUGUCCCUACGGUUUAACAACAUGGUCCUAAAUUUCUUGGAAGAUGUCAUUUUGCACACUUUCCCACUACCUCCACUCUUAAUCAAAUCAUCUUACAAGAAGCUUUACCAUGCAUUUAGCGAGCAUGCGACUUCCGUUUUUGAUGAAGCCGAGAGGCUAGGAAUUGAUAGAGACGAGGCAUGCCACAACCUAGUGUUCCUUGCCGGGUUCAACGCCUAUGGUGGCAUGAAAGCCACAUUGCCCAUCUUGAUCAAGUGGGUCGGGUCGGGAGGCGAGGACCUGCACCGCCGGCUCGCGAGGGAGAUCCGGUCGACCGUUGAGUCAGAAGGCGGGGUGACCCUCGCCGCCCUGGACAGGAUGAGCCUGACCAAGUCGGUCGUGUACGAAGCCCUCCGGAUCGACCCUCCGGUCCCGUUCCAGUACGGGAAGGCGAGGCAGGACAUGGUGGUCCGGAGCCACGACGCGGCCUUCGAGAUCAAGAAGGGCGAGAUGGUGUUCGGGUACCAGCCGUUCGUGACCAAGGAUCCGAGGGUCUUCGACGACCCGGAGGAGUUCGUGGGCGACAGGUUCGUCGGGGAGGGGGAGAAGCUGCUGAGGUACGUCUACUGGUCGAACGGCCGGGAGAUCGAUGAUCCGACGGUGGGGAACAAGCAGUGCGCGGGGAAGGAUCUGGUGCUGCUCGUGUACAGGGUAACGUUGGUGGAGCUGUUCCUCCGCUACGACACGUUCGACCUGGAGCGCGGGAGCUUGCCCGGGGGUUCAUCCGUGACGUUCAAGUCGUUGACCAACGCCACAAGUUGCUGAUAAAGAACUUAGCAU
Molecule: messenger RNA, 1116 nt
Organism: Syzygium oleosum
Lineage: Eukaryota; Viridiplantae; Streptophyta; Magnoliopsida; Myrtales; Myrtaceae
Product: allene oxide synthase 3-like
Exons: 1
Biological process (GO): sterol metabolic process
Molecular function (GO): iron ion binding; monooxygenase activity; heme binding
Source: RefSeq, a predicted model, not a curated record